AUGUCCCAGCCCGAAGACGAGUUGCUCGUAGACGUCGCCAGUCCGAUAACUGUAGAAGGACUAGACCUCUUGCACAGGUCCCUGCUGAAGUCUUCGAGUGAGGACCAGCAAUUCCUUGACCUGGGCUGUGGAAAAGGGGACGUCACGCGGGAAACGCUUCUUCCCCGUUGUCUUCCCGUCGGUCGAAUCGUUGCCGUCGACGUUUCCGAGGACAAGAUCGAGACCGCCAAGAAGCACUUCGCCCAUCCUAAGAUUUGCUACGACGUUCUCGAUGCCGUAGUGGAUGACGUGUCCGCCUUCGUGACGAAGUACGGUCAGUUCGAUCGAGUCUACGCCAUCUUCCUUUUCAACUGGGUGAAGGACCAGGAGAAAGGAUUCAAGAACGUCUUCGAACUGUUGAAGCCCGGUGGAGAAUGUCUCUUCAUGUUCUACGCUUCCAGUUUCCAUCUUCAGUUUCGAAAGAAGUUGGCCAAUACGGAACGUUGGAAGAAAUAUGCGGUGAUGUGCGAGAGUACAACUCCUCCAACGUUGGAGCUUGUUGGAAAAGAAGCACGCAUCUCCUACAUGACUGACCUGUUGAAAAGGGCCAAUCUCACACCGUCUCUUUGCGAUGUAAUCCAAGAAAGAUGCACGCAUUAUACCAGUAAGGACGUCCUAAUCCAGGAAAUUCUCGCCGUCAAUCCGAUCACGGCCGCAGUCACCGAGGAAGAAAAGCCGCACUUUCGGGAGGAGGUGAUCAGGGAAGCGAACAGACUGUGGGCCGAACAAGAGGCCGGAGGACACCCACUCGACUACGACGUCUACGUUAUCCGUGCAUCGAAGGCCAGCGCGUGA
Molecule: messenger RNA, 834 nt
Organism: Ixodes scapularis (black-legged tick)
Lineage: Eukaryota; Metazoa; Arthropoda; Arachnida; Ixodida; Ixodidae
Product: juvenile hormone acid O-methyltransferase-like
Exons: 3
Coding region: 1-834 (277 amino acids)
Source: RefSeq, a predicted model, not a curated record